Thermothielavioides terrestris NRRL 8126 is the source of this 3540-nucleotide messenger RNA. RefSeq names its product SMC2-like protein. Lineage: Eukaryota; Fungi; Ascomycota; Sordariomycetes; Sordariales; Chaetomiaceae. Gene Ontology annotation, molecular function: protein binding; ATP hydrolysis activity; ATP binding. Bases 1 to 3540 code for a protein of 1179 amino acids. The transcript has 5 exons. Gene Ontology annotation, cellular component: chromosome. Gene Ontology annotation, biological process: chromosome organization. The record is from RefSeq and is a predicted model, not a curated record.
AUGAGAGUGACGGAAUUGAUUAUCGACGGCUUCAAGUCGUACGCGGUGCGCACCGUGAUAUCGGGAUGGGACGAGAGCUUCAACUCCAUCACCGGCCUCAACGGCAGCGGCAAGUCCAACAUCUUGGACGCCAUCUGCUUCGUGCUGGGCAUCACCAACAUGUCCACCGUCCGGGCGCAGAACCUGCAGGACCUCAUAUACAAGCGCGGCCAGGCGGGCGUCACCAAGGCCAGCGUCACCAUCGUGUUCGACAACCGGGACAAGAAGCGCUCGCCCAUCGGAUUCGAGGAGUACUCGACCAUCAGCGUGACGCGCCAGAUCGUUCUCGGCGGGACGACAAAGUACCUCAUCAACGGCCACCGCGCCCAGCAACAGACUGUGCAGAACCUGUUCCAGUCGGUGCAGCUCAACAUCAACAACCCUAAUUUCCUGAUCAUGCAGGGGCGCAUUACCAAGGUGUUGAACAUGAAGGCCGUCGAAAUCCUUGCCAUGAUCGAGGAGGCCGCCGGAACCCGCAUGUUCGAGGACAGGAGGGACAAGGCGCUCAAGACCAUGGCCAAGAAGGAGAUGAAGCUUCAGGAGAUCACUGAGCUUCUCCGCGACGAGAUCGAACCGAAACUCGAGAAGCUACGGACCGAAAAGCGUGCCUUCCUCGACUUCCAGCAGACACAGAACGAUCUCGAGCGCUUGACCAGGAUCGUAGUGGCGCACGACUAUGUGCGGUGUCAGGAGAAGCUGAAGCAAUCCGCAUCCGACCUCGAAGCAAAGAAGCAGCGAGAGAAGGACUUGGCGGAGUCGGCAGCACGGCUCAAGAGCGAGAUAUCUCAUCUGGAAGAGGACCUGCAAAGGGUCAAGACGCAACGCGACAAAGAAUUGCGCAAGGGCGGCAAGGCACAGGCGCUCGAGGAGGCGGUCAAAAAGCACUCCAAUGAGUUGGUCCGCCUCGCGACCGUUGUGGACCUCAAGCGCAGCAGCAUGUCAGAAGAGCAGGAGCGGAGGGCAGCCUGUGAGAAAACGGUUGCUGAGCUGGAGGCGACCCUGAAGGAGAAGACCAAGGCUUACGACAAGAUCAAGGCCAAGUACGACGCUGCGAAAGAGGCGGCCGAGAAGCAGAGUCGGGAGGCAGAGUCGAAAGAAGAGCUGCUCCAGACCCUGCAGACCGGUGUUGCAUCCAAGGAAGGCCAAGAGAACGGGUACCAGGGACAGCUGCAGGACGCGAGGAACCGAGUCACGGCGGCCGUGACGGAGCAGGAACAGGCAAAGAUCAAGAUUGCCCACCUCGAGAAGCGCAUAAAGGAAGAGGAGCCGCGCGCUCUGAAGGCGAAGGAGCAAAAUGCCGGGUUGCUCAAGGACAUCGAGGGGCUGAAGCUCCAGGCGCAGAAGCUGGAAAAGGAGCUGGGCAAACUUGGCUUCCAGCCCGGGACGGAGCAGGAGAUGUACAAACAAGAGAGCGCUCUCCAGCAAACCAUCCGGAACCUGCGGCAGGAAUCCGAUGCCCUGAAGCGCAAGGUCGCCAACAUCGACUUCCACUACGCAGAUCCGGUGCCGAACUUCGACCGAUCAAAAGUCAAGGGCCUGGUAGCACAGCUGUUCACGCUGGACAAGCAGUUUACACAAGCGGCUACCGCCCUCGAGAUCUGCGCCGGCGGCCGACUCUACAACGUCGUCGUAGACACCGAGGUCACCGGCACGCAGCUGCUGCAGGGCGGAAGGCUUCGGAAACGGGUGACCAUCAUCCCCCUAAACAAGAUCGCCGCUUUCAGGGCCUCUGCGCAGACCAUUGCCACCGCUCAGAGACUUGCGCCUGGGAAGGUUGAUCUAGCCCUGUCUCUUGUCGGGUACGACGAGGAGGUGUCGGCUGCUCUGGAGUACGUGUUUGGCAACACCUUGAUUUGCGCAGACGCCGAGACAGCCAAGAGAGUGACCUUUGACCCGAACGUGAGGAUGCGGAGUAUCACGCUGGAGGGCGAUGCCUACGAUCCGUCAGGUACUCUGUCUGGCGGCAGUGCUCCGAACUCGAGCGGCGUUCUGGUUACCCUACAGAAGCUCAACGAGAUUACUCGGCAGCUCAGGGAAGCGGAGGCAUCGCUGGGCCAGCUGCAGGCACAGAUUGCGCGGGAGAAGUCCAAGCUCGACCAGACGAAGAGGAUAAAACAGGAGCUCGAUCUCAAGACCCACGAGAUCAAGCUCGCCGAGGAGCAAAUCAGCGGUAACUCAUCGUCGUCCAUCAUCCAAGAGGUGGAAAACAUGAAGGAGACCAUCUCUCAAUUGAAGGAGUCGAUCGUGGAAGCCAAGAGGCGGCAGGCCGAGGCAAACGCCGACAUCAAGAGGAUCGAGAAGGACAUGAAGGACUUCGAUAAUAACAAAGACGCCAAGCUCGUCGAGCUCCAGUCCUCGGUGGACAAGCUCCGUGCCUCUCUCGAGAAGAUGAUGUCGUCAAACAAGGCUCUGCAGAAGGAACUGCAGACUGCCCAGCUCGACUCGGAGCAAGUCUCUGGCGACCUCGCUGCGGCGCGAGAACAGCUGCAGGACAUCGACCUUUCACUCAAAGCCCAGCAGGAAGAGGUGGAGAAUCUGGUCAAGCAGCAGCAGAAGGUCAAGGAGACGCACGAUGCCGCCCAAGCCCAACUUGAGGAGGAACGUGCCAAGCUGCACGUCUUUGACGACGAGCUCCGCGCGCUCGAGGAAGCCAUCCGGUCCAAGAACGCCCGUCUCGCCGAGGAAGGGCUCGAGAAGCAGAAACUAGGCCACCAAAUCGAGAAGUUCCACAAGGAGCAGCAGGCGGCCGCGCAGAGCGUGGCCGACAUGGAAGCGGCGCACGAGUGGAUCGCGGACGCGCGCGACCAGUUUGGCCGGCCCGGCACGCCCUACGACUUCAAGGGCCAGAACAUUGCCGAGUGCAAGGCGACGCACAAGAACCUGCUGGAGCGCAGCCAGGGCCUGCGCAAGAAGAUCAACCCCAAGGUCAUGAACAUGAUCGACAGCGUCGAGAAGAAGGAGGUGUCGCUCAAGCACAUGAUGAGGACCGUGAUCCGCGACAAGCGCAAGAUCGAGGAGACCAUCGUCAGCCUGGACGACUACAAGAAGAAGGCGCUGCAGGAGACGUGGCAGAAGGUGAAUGCCGACUUCGGCCAGAUCUUCGCCGAGCUGCUGCCGGGCAGCUUCGCCAAGCUGGACCCGCCCGAGGGCAAGACCAUCAGCGACGGGCUGGAGGUCAAGGUGAGCCUGGGCAAGGUCUGGAAGCAGUCCCUGACCGAGCUAAGCGGCGGCCAACGCUCGCUCAUCGCGCUCUCCCUGAUCAUGGCGCUGCUCCAGUUCAAGCCGGCGCCCAUGUACAUCCUGGACGAGGUGGACGCGGCGCUGGACCUGUCGCACACGCAGAACAUCGGCCGGCUCAUCAAGACGCGCUUCAAGGGGUCCCAGUUCAUCGUCGUCUCGCUCAAGGACGGCAUGUUCCAGAACGCCAACCGCAUCUUCCGCACCCGCUUCAGCGAGGGCACCAGCAUGGUCCAGGCGCUGACGCCGGCCGAUUUGAAGUGA